This is a messenger RNA of Dibothriocephalus latus, 3888 nucleotides long. The record is from the annotation of a GenBank genome assembly. NCBI's taxonomy places the organism in Eukaryota, Metazoa, Platyhelminthes, Cestoda, Diphyllobothriidea, Diphyllobothriidae.
AUGGAGGCCACCUUCACUGACUUCCCUUCACAAGCGAAUGGAGCGCGGGACGGUGCUGGGGGUCGUCCGGCUAGCCCUCUAUUUGCAAGGUGUGCUGCUGACACCCCAAGCGUCCCUGCGGUGGCACGCCCAACCCUGAUGUCACCGGCAGACCUGCAACAACUUCUCAAUCAAGUCAAGAUUGUGGUGGGUGAACUGCACUCCAGACGGGAGGAUUUGAACGGAGUCUCAGUAGCUGCACAGGCCUUCCUUGGCUGUCUCGACAAUUAUAAUGCUGCACAGAAGUCAUUUUCUGAAUCGAUUGGUCGCUCCAAAACUCUCUCAGAGGAGGCCAAUCGAGUGCAGCCGGCCGUUCGUUCGGCUGUUCGUUGGCUACUUGACAAGCACGCGGAAUUAGAUGCCAAUGCACGGGCUCAGUCCUCUCUUCUUACCUCUGCCGUCGACGAGCUGAAUGACUUCACUCAUGAAGUGGAUGUCUGCAGGGGUGCUCUCAAUUCCACAGAGCGCUCUUUCCGCCAAUCUGUCCGAAAACUUCUUGCAGCUGGUUGUGACGUCGAUCCGAAUACUGUUAAAACCUCUACUGCUAGACGUCUGUCAGAGAUGCGUUCGAAUAGACCACUCCUCGAGGCCCAACUUGCCGCUCUCUACGACCUCUUUGGCAGCAUUGCCACAACAGACCGAACACUUCACGGUUUGAAAACGGAAGCAACACACCUCAAGGACCACACUCUACAAUCAUUCGCCUUGGAGCCCGAAAAAGUAGACGUGUGGCUGCAUCAGCCUCUGACCAAUGAAGUCACUCGCGCCGCCGAAUUGGCCGAAGAACUGCGCUCCGUUACUGAUUCUGUGGAGCUGGCUCUGGCUGCUAGUCAAUCAACAGAGGAGAACUUGACAGCCCUCAACUAUUGGUUGACCAAGCAAGAAGCCAGCUUGGACACCAACUUGCUUAAGGCCUCAACUUCUGAUGAGCCCGUGGCUGAACUACAGGACAGUGGAGCACGCCAACAGGUGGAAAUGAAAGGAAAGACUACGGCGCUUUAUAUGACUUUGAAGAACGCAGAGGAAGAUCUUGCCUCACUGGUGAACUCUGACGCACCAGCCGAUGAAAUUGCCAAGGCACGCAGGGAGGUUCAGAGUGCGCAAGCUCUUGUCAAAAAAGCUGAAAAACUAUCUGACCGCUUCGAAAGUAGAAGGACUGCCCUGGAGCAACUAGACCUAAAACUCGACAAGAUAGCAUUGGCGCAAGCAUCGGUAACACGCCUGCAGGAGACAAAACAGCAGUUGGCUGUCUUGGCGGAUAUUAUUGCCCGCCAGGAGGAAGCAAUCGAAGAACGUGCCGAUUUAAGAAGACAAUUUGAACAGUCCUGCCGACAUGCUUUUAACUGGCUCAAUGAAUUUGAUGCAACCAUUACCAGCCUGCCCGUGGUGCCGUUGGUCUCCUCGGAGAUUGACAAACAAAGAAAGGCCUUAGUUGCAUUGACGGCCAAAUGGGAGUCCUUUAAGACGGAGGUGGAUGAGAUUCGUGCACUUGGAGGAAAGCUUGAAUCAUCUAGGAAGUGUGCUAAGGUCGCGGACGGUCCUCAGUCAUGGCGAUUUGAACAGACUUCUCAUCGUGGACCAGGAGAUGUCAUGAGCCCCAUGUCGAGCACGGCUUCCAGUGGAAUGUCCGGUGGAGAUAUUGCAGCCGGUUUGCACGAAUUAAGUGACAUUGUGGACCAAUACGAGCGUGUCAGCUUCCGCUUCGCUGAGUCAGGCGAGCGCCUUGCUAAACGACGUACUGAACUUGACUCAACUGAUGAACAACUUGAGGCCUUCGAAUUCAUGUGCGACGACAUAACCAAUUGAACAAAGUCAGACAUCGAGGACUUCGCAUCACAGGUGGAUAAUCUACGAGACAAAGCCACUCAGUUGCUGAAGAAUCGCGAAUACGUAAACGGUGCCGCAGCUAUUCGUUUGUCCAUUGCGGACGUGGAAAGGAAAUGGCAGACCCUGGUUGCCUUGUGUGGCCAGCACGCAACUAACUUCGAUUCGCUGCUAAAACAUAUGGCAGACUGUGAUAGCCGGUACCGCGACCUCGACGUCAAACUGGCGCAGAAUUCUCGGCUCGUUGAGGCGCUUGGUUCCAUCGCAACGACACCAGUGCUGACUGCUGGACAAAUACAGCAGGUCAAAAUCUUAAAAGACGCAGUUCAAAGUCUACAACCGGACGUGGCUGCCUUGGAAAGAGCCACAGAUGACCUGCUUCGUGCCUUCCCUCCAUUCACGGACCUCUCCGACUAUAAAAACCGAGCAAUGGAUGUGCGCGAGAGGUAUGACCGUCUUACUAGUGUCCUCAGCACACGUGCCUCACUCCUUCGGGACGUCGAAGGUCCCGGUGCUGACCUCCACACUCGUCUGCAGACAUUGUCCAACGAACUGCAUGACCUGGGACAAACUUUCAAUCGUCUCCCAACAAAUCCGACACCAGAUGAAUUGAGGGAAUACAAGCGCAAGCUUGAUGUCUGUAGGUCUCAAUUCGAUGAGGCCAUCCAACUUGGCGACCGGAUCUGUCAGGAAGUCAAGGAUCCAGCCGCUCAUUCCGACAUCAGGAGAAGUCUCGGUGAGCGGAGACGCAGCCUGCUAGACCUUGAGGCGCGACUGGAGGAACGUUUGAGGACGGCGGGUGUGGCAGUUUCCGACAAGGGCGCGAGGGAAAGUACCGACAACACAUUGACCUCCGGCCCUAUACCAUCUACUGCGACCAUCCCCGGCCGGAGUGCUCAGCUGGACCCCAGUCGUACUGACCUCCUCUAUUCUGACAAAAUUGGCUUAAAUACUUCCUAUCGUCCGAUACCCGCGGGACAGUCGUAUAGUCAAGUAGAAAAGCAGUCUUUCGCCUCUCCUCGGGAUCCACGAACUCAGUUGUUGGAUACUCUUCAGGCUGGUACCCAGUUGGAACAAAUGCGACCCGGGCUAAAACCGCCUUCUGAAAGUGAACGGAAGGCUUUCGAUGAAGUAGAACAGCAGGUGCAAAAACUUCAGGCAUGGGUGGAUCUCGAGCGGUCUGCUUCGCACGCGCCGAUCGCCAAGAGUGGCGCCUUUCCACUCUCGAAGUCGGCCUUGUCCCCACUUAUUCAGAGUCUUCGAACGGAGAUGGACCUCGUAGACGUGCGGAAGAAUGAGGCAGAGAAGUUGCUGAAUACUCUGGAGAGGCAACUAAUUUCCGCUUCGAGUGCAUCAAUGACCAAAGGAGCAGAACUCCAGGCUCGGCUACAACGUGCUGUCAGUCAACUGGAUCAAAUCCGCACGCUCAACAACGAGAAGAGGUGGGCUGCACUGGGUGGUGGUACUUCGGCUCUGCCUCCUCAGCCCGGCUCACGUAAUCAGUUGAAUCAACUCAUUGAUGACGUAAGUCAGCAGUUGAGGAAGCUGGAAGAACCGAAAUCGACACUACUGCAGAGCCUCGAUGGUUUGGAGACCUCCCUGCGAGAAGCUGGCGAUAGUCUUUUCCAGGACUCUAUGGCUCCCCUCCGACAAAAGGAACUCGAGGGUGUGGAGAACCAGUUAGCCCUCUUGGGCUCAACGCAGACAAUUGUGGAUCCGGACAGUCUGACUGACCGCUUGGAGGACAUUGGCCAGGUCAGAAACCAGCUGACUGAGUUGGAAAAUAAACUCAAUUCAUGGAAUGCAGACAUCGCAAAUCUUAAGGAUGGUUCAACAGCACAGCUUGACAAAACUGCUUCCGAUCUGAUGGCUUUGUGCAGCCGUCUACAGCGGCAAGCCGAACUAAGCGCUGCCGAGCUAGAGGCGAGGAUUGAGGCCGCCAGAAAAUUCGCCACACGGAUGGAAAUUCUUAAAAACAAUAUUGCCGCCGCGCAGAAAGCCUGUCCACUCCGACCCAAUAAGUAA